AUGACACUUUGGGGGGGUUUUAUUUGUUCUUUUAAUAUUUAUUUUAUUUAUUUAUUUGGCUGCACCAUGUUAUGGCAUGUGGGAUCUAGUUCUCUGACCAUGAUUGAACUUGGGUCCCCUGCAUUGGGAGCCGGGAUCCUCAGUCGCUGGACCACCAGGGAAAUCCCCCUGCUGACAGUUUUAUUUUUGACUUCUGGUCUUCAGAACUAUGAGAGAUACAUUUCUGCUCUUUUAAGUCACCUGUUUGUGGCAAUUUGUCAUGGCAGUCACAGGAAACUAAUACAGCUACCAACCUACGUUUAUGAUAAAACAGAAACUUUGGAACUCCCCAGGUGGGAAGGAUCCAGCUGUCAAGAAGGAACUGGAGGUUUGGUCUCUGGGUCGGGAAGAUUCCCUGGAGAAGGAAAUGGCAGCCUACUGCAGUAUUCUUGCCGGGAAGUCCCAUGGACAGAGGAGCCUGGCGGGCUACAGUCCACGGGGUCUCAGAGUCAGACACGACUUAGUGACAACACAACAACAGCAAAAACCUUCCAGCUACUGUCUGCUCUGCUCACCUUCGUAAGCUCUGCCCUGUGUGGGACUCCCCUGGUGGUCCAAUAG
Molecule: messenger RNA, 600 nt
Organism: Rangifer tarandus platyrhynchus (Svalbard reindeer)
Lineage: Eukaryota; Metazoa; Chordata; Mammalia; Artiodactyla; Cervidae
Source: the annotation of a GenBank genome assembly